UAACACACAAACUAGCAACCAAAAAAACAUAAACACAAAGAUGAGUCUUCAACACUUUAGCCAUCAACAUCCACUGGUGUUCAUUGAAAGCCAGGGCCACGAAAUCGAAAAGGUGAAUUGCUCAGGAUGUGGAGAGUUAGUGUCAGGUUCCAGCUUUGGUUGUGUGGAGUGUGGGUUUUACCUACACAAGCAGUGCGCUAAGGCACCUGUUGAGAUGGAUCACCCUUUCCAUCGCAACCACAACCUUAAUCUUCUUGCAAGGAAUCCAUACAAGACCGGCAUGGGCACCUGCGAUUUCUGCGAAAAACCCUGUGAGAAUUUUGUUUAUCAUUGUUCUUGCAAUUUAAACUUUCACAUCAAAUGUGCAUUAUUUUCUUAUAGCAUUGCUGAGAAAAGGAAUGCAGAGUUUCAAGACAUUCCCCGUAUAGAUCCAUCCAUCAAUACAGGAAAUGUUACUGAAGAACUCAAAAAUGCUGAAUGUUUUGCUUGUUGGAAGCCAUUAUUAGAUUCUGUAUACUUUUCUCCUAAUUGUGGCUUUUACCUGCAUGCAAAAUGUGUUGAUCUACCAGCAGAAAUCAAUCACCUCUUCCACCAAGAACAUCCUCUCUUUUUACAAUUUAACAGUCAAAGACUCUCCUGCAAGAUUUGUCAAAAACCCCAACGUCGGGGAUUUGUUUAUUCUUGUUCACUUUGCAAAUUUGCCCUUCAUGUCCAAUGUGCCACAAUACCUACCAAAAUCAAUCAGCCUUUCCAUCGCAAACAUCCUCUUAUUCUUCAAUCUGUCGACGAAUGUCUUCCUUGUCAAAUAUGCCAAGAAACCACCAACCUUAAUGAUGUCGUGUAUUUUUGUUCAAUUUGCAAGUUUGUCCUUCAUAUUAGGUGUGUGUCAUCACCACCGAUUAUAGAAGAUAAACUUCAUCAUGAACAUCCAUUUACCCUAUUGCCAAGACAAGUCUCAUUUUGUGAUGCUUGUGGCACUUUAGGGAAUUAUGUUCCUUAUCUUUGUUCCACAUGCGGUAUUUUUGUCCAUAAAAAUUGCAUUUCAGUGCCACGUAUCAUCAAAUUCUAUCGACAUCAGCACCGCAUUGCCCACACAUAUUUCCUGGACCAAAAUGAAUCUGAAUCGUGGGAAUGUAGAUUUUGCUUAGAGGAGGUGAAGAAAGAGCAUGGGGGUUACUUUUGUUCCAAAUGCAAUUACAUAGUCCAUGUAAAGUGUGCAACAAAAAACAGUCGUUGGUAUUACGAGGUUGACUCUACAGAACCAGAAGAGGAGACGGACUCAGAUGAACCUGUCGAUUUGAGAGAAAUUCAUCCGCAUAACUUAAUACUGAGUGGAGACAUUAGGGAUUUUAAACAAUGCGACGGUUGCCUACUUCCCAUCGAUACUUCUUAUCGUUACUGUUCGCAAUGUGAUUUCUUCCUCCACAAAGCAUGUGCUGCAUUACGUGCGAAGAAGCAUGUUUGGUUUCACUAUUGCCAAAAGCUUGUUAAACUUACUUCUGGUUGCAUUUUUAAAUGUACGGUUUGCUACAAUGAAACAAGUGGCUUUGCCUAUACCUGUGGUAAAUGCGGAGAAAGUUUUUGUUUGCGAUGUUCUUUGCUUUCUGAUAUGCCCAAAUGUGAAGGACAUGAACAUCGCCUCCUUCCCUUUAUAAGCAAGAAUAAAGAAUUGUGUAGAGGUUGUGGUAAGUCUGCACAUAAAUUAUUCACUUGUAAGAUUUGCAAUUUUAAUUUGGACAGGACCUGUUUUAAAUUGCCUCUUACAGCUCAACAUAGUUCUGAUGUACAUCCUUUCAAACUCACUUAUCACGAGAAUGAUGAAAAUUAUUCAGAAGGUCAUUAUUGUGAUAUUUGUGAAGAGGAAAGGAAUCCCAAAUAUUGGUUUUAUCAUUGUUCAGCUUGUAACACUUCAGCUCAUCCCAAAUGUGUUCUUAAAGAAUAUCCACUUAUCAAGCCUGGGACCAUCUACAAAGAAGAAGAUCAUCCACAUCAUCUCACUUUUGUCAAAAGGGUUGAGUUCUAUCCAGAAUGUCAUAGAUGUGGUAAACACUGCCUUGAUCUGUCCCUUCAAUGUAAGAAAGUUGGAUGCAGCUAUAUUAUUCAUUGGAAGUGUAGAGUAGACAACAUAUAUUGAUAUAUGUGUCAAAACUAUCAAAUACUAAUAUUUUAAAAAAAUCAAUGAAAAAUCCAAAGAAUGUAAA
Gossypium raimondii (Peruvian cotton) is the source of this 2201-nucleotide messenger RNA. RefSeq lists its product as uncharacterized. The transcript has 2 exons. The coding region runs from base 41 to 2134 and encodes 697 amino acids. The record is from RefSeq and is a predicted model, not a curated record. NCBI's taxonomy places the organism in Eukaryota, Viridiplantae, Streptophyta, Magnoliopsida, Malvales, Malvaceae.